Anopheles bellator is the source of this 3796-nucleotide messenger RNA. RefSeq names its product cytochrome P450 18a1 (gene Cyp18a1). The coding region runs from base 2243 to 3796 and encodes 517 amino acids. Gene Ontology annotation, biological process: xenobiotic metabolic process. Gene Ontology annotation, molecular function: oxidoreductase activity, acting on paired donors, with incorporation or reduction of molecular oxygen, reduced flavin or flavoprotein as one donor, and incorporation of one atom of oxygen; heme binding; iron ion binding. Gene Ontology annotation, cellular component: cytoplasm; intracellular membrane-bounded organelle. The record is from RefSeq and is a predicted model, not a curated record. NCBI's taxonomy places the organism in Eukaryota, Metazoa, Arthropoda, Insecta, Diptera, Culicidae. The transcript is spliced from 7 exons.
UUGCUCAAGUUUCUUUUGAGGGACAUUACAUGUGCUAUUUUCGUUCAGCCAGUAAGCUUGGUAGGAAAAAAAGUCAAAAGAACUGAUUUGAAAGAUUUUCACAAAGCGUACCGAGCUAUAAAUUUUCUUAAAGUAACUAUAAUUGGCUUUAAGAAUUUCUGAACUCUGAAAUUGGCGAAAGUCUAAACCUGUCGUGUAGAUGUUGGUAUGUGUUAUAUUGUUGGCUGUUCUUAUAAUUUUGAUAACGAAGUCACAAGGGAAACAAGUUAUAUUUUUAUAAUUAUUUCUGUUUAUUGCUGUUACUCCGGUUCUGCUUGUUUGCUUAAAUAAUUUUCAAUAUUUUAUUUAAGUUUAAGUUUGGUUUGUCCAUGUGGUUUUCUCAAAAACUUUUUUUAUACCUCAACAAUUUUAAUCAAAAGUACGUUUAGUUAGAAUUUGAUUUAAAAUGGAUUCUAUCAUUAACAAACAUGAAAUAUAUCAAUUGAAUCAUUUUAUUGUAAUAGUGCUGCUGCUCUAAUAAGAUAUGUCUGCGUCUGUUUGCACAAGGUUUGAUGAAGCAUCGUGUUUCCAUAAAAGCUUAUGCGAAUCAGCACUUGGGAAUGUUUGAAAAUGAAAAUGCCAUUAAUGUAAUGGUAAUCGACAAUUAGUCCAAUGUGCCGAUGUUAGUUUAGAUUUGUGCCCACAAAUGCUCGCAAUCAACACGGAAAACCUCUAGCUAAAAUACCAAAAACUGAAUGACUAGCAGAAUUGUAUAUUGUUUAAAAAUGAGCUUGAAUAUACAUAUGAAAUAUGCUAUUUUAAUACUAAAAAGAACAAAUGAAACCAAAUCAGUAACUAAGGCUUAACCAGUAUCCGCUCCUUAUAGGUGAUCCUGUCUUCAAAUUUAACUGCUUUUGCUCCCUGAAAAUAGCUACAAUUACGACCACGAAGAAAAAUACUCAUAUACCAACAGGACUUAUUACCAAUAGUGUGCUAAUAUUUUGUUCGAACUGAUAUAAAUUAAAUUACCGUAAGAGUUAUGAAUGUUGUAAAAACGUUAAUGCCGCAAACGUAAAAGGAUAAUUGUAGAAGGAUGAGGAUAAACAGUGACUGUUUUCAUAAUAUGAACACGUCAUAGAUUGAUUGGAUGACAUGUAUAAAUGUGUGCUAAUAUGUGCAUUUGUUAUGUUCCGCAGAGCACUUGGUACUUUGUAUACAAGCAUUAUGAAGUAUGAUAAAAUUCCUGAGUAUGAAAAGUGAUUAUGAAGCACCUCGUUUCAUCUGUAAAGGCUGAAAAAUAAGAUAUUGCUUUAUUUUCCAAUAUGUAAAAGAUAAAAGUAUCAAUUGUAGUACUCCAAAUGGAAAGUGUCAUUAUUAGUCGAUGUAGAUCACGAAGAUGCAUACCUGUACUUCCUGAACAUCUUAAAAGCAUCUUUUUUGUGUUGUUGCUUUUGAACAAAACAUUUGAAUGAAAAUGAAGGUAGUUAGACAUAAAUCAAUAUAGUUUGUAAAUCACACUGAUUAAAAUAGAAACAACCCGCAACAAAGAUCAACAACACAUGCCAUUUACAACUACAUUUACUGUAUGCGUCAAAUCAACAGAACGAAUGAAUACAAAUAAUUGUUACAGGAGUGUUAUUUUUUACAACUGCUGAUGAGAAAAAUACUCAAAUCUAUUACUACUACAAAACUGCUAACAUUCAGCUACAAAAAUCGGAAGAAACUUAUUACCAUAGCGAACACAUCAACGAAUGUAACGGAGACCCAAAAAAAUACAGCAAAAAUGGUCUAAUAAAAAAGUAACUGAGAAAAAUAAUUUACGCAUACUAAAACAAACUAUAGCAAUCAUUUUUUUGUGAUAUUUAUUUUAUUAGCUUUUAUUCUGAUCUAAAAGAAAUAGUUCAAACUGCAGAGUAGUCCUCUUUAAUGUGCGGAAAAAUUCAAAUUUGUAGACAGAAUCAAGCCAUGUUCCAUAUGCUACGUAUGCAACGUAUCAUGUUCUAUGAACAACGUACAUAUGUGUAAGUAGUUGUAUAGAAGCAAAUUUUCGGAGAUUCACUCCGUUAAUUGCAGCAAGUAUCACAAUUCUACAGAAUGUCAACGUUCAUCUGGACUCAAAUUACAAUAGUUUUAUUUAUUUUCAUUAGAAUGCUAAACUGCAGAUGGGGAUUACAAAAUGUUUCUAAAUGCUAUAUUAAUGCAUAUAUAAACAUUUUUGUUAUUUUUAUUUUCCGCAAUAUACAAAAUUGGUAACUACGUUUUAAUGGUCUGGUCUACGUUUCAAUGGACUUUAUACAAAAUUUGUUUCUCUUUAAUGAUUUUAUUUAUCUCUAUUGUUGCUGUUUUGGGACGUCCUAGCCUUCCGCCCGGCCCUUGGGGUGUUCCGAUCUUUGGCUACCUUACAUUCAUUGGUCACGAGAAGCAUACUCAGUACAUGAAACUAGCAAGGAAAUAUGGCUCGCUGUUUAGUGCAAAGCUUGGUGCUCAGUUGACCGUUGUGAUUAGUGACUACAAGAUUAUUAGAGAAGCAUUCAAAACCGAGGAAUUUACUGGCCGGCCACAUUCACCAUUGCUGAAAACUUUAGGAGGUUUUGGAAUAAUCAACAGUGAGGGACCACUAUGGAAGGAUCAAAGAAGAUUCUUGCAUGAGAAGUUACGUAACUUCGGUAUGACCGUACUUGGCAAUAAGAAACAUCUAAUGGAGAGCAGAAUAAUGACUGAAGUAGUUGAACUGUUACUUACAUUGAAUAGCGUCAGUAAUCAAUCUACUGAUCUCAGUCGUUAUUUGUCGGUUUCUGUGAGUAACGUGAUCUGCAACAUAAUCAUGUCAGUCCGUUUCUCGAUUGAUGAUCCUAAAUUCAAACGUUUUAAUUGGCUCAUAGAGGAGGGCAUGCGACUUUUCGGUGAAAUUCAUACCAUUGACUAUAUUCCGCAUAUUCAAUAUCUUCCCGGGAACAUUAAUGCUAAGAAUAAGAUUGCCAAAAAUCGAGAGGAAAUGUUCGACUUUUACCGCGAAAUCAUUGAAGAACAUAAACGCACCUUUGAAAGUGGCAAUAUUCGCGACAUUGUUGAUGCGUAUCUUGCUGAAAUAGAGAAAGCACGUGAGGAAGGCCGAGAUGCCGAAUUAUUUGAAGGGAAAGAUCAUGAGGUACAAAUGAUGCAGGUAAUAGCUGAUCUGUUUUCAGCUGGCAUGGAAACUAUUAAGACCACCCUAUUGUGGUUAAACGUAUUCAUGCUUCGACACCCCGAUGCUAUGAAGCGCGUUCAGGACGAGCUGGAUCAGGUGGUCGGACGAAACCGGCUACCAAAGAUCGAAGACGUGCCAUAUUUACCAAUUACUGAGACUACCAUUUUAGAAGUGAUGAGAAUUUCCAGCAUAGUGCCACUAGCAACGACCCACUCCCCGAAGAGCGAUGUUGUGAUCAAUGGUUAUACAAUACCUGCCGGAUCAUACGUGGUGCCACUAAUAAACAGCGUACACAUGGAUCCUAAUUUGUGGGACAAACCGGAGCAGUUCAUUCCUAGCCGAUUCCUGGAUGGAGAAGGCAAAGUUCACAAGCCUGAAUUUUUUAUACCAUUUGGUGUUGGAAGGCGGCGUUGCCUCGGCGAUGUACUGGCGCGAAUGGAGUUAUUCCUGUUCUAUGCUUCGAUCAUGCAUACGUUUAGCAUAGAGUUACCGGAAGACGAACCAUUGCCAAGCUUAAAAGGCAUUAUUGGAGUUACAAUAAGUCCCCAGGCGUUCCGUGUUAAGCUCAUGACACGGCCAUUGGAAGUAAAGCUAGAACGUAUGCACGAUACAUGUAAAACAUGCUACUGA